UCCCAUCCCGAUUCCCGAUGGACGUACACCGCCUGCCUGACCAAGCGGAUAUCUUCUGUGCGUUGCCUAUCGCUCAUCUCGGGCGGCGAACGCAGCGCCGCACGGUUCAAUGUGCGUUACACUGCGCGUUGACGGCUCACGCUGCGUGGCUACGCAUACGACGCGGCCAAUUCACUCCUCAGAACCUCACCGGCGAUACACGUCCCGGACACUGCCGCGGCGAAUCAAUCAGUGCGAAGCUGGCCUACUGAGUCCGAAUUCUAUUCCUCGAGGCGCAAUGGAGCUAGCACCCUUGCGCACCUCGGGUCCCAGUGGACGAGAGCAAUCCUUCCCCAGCGCUCACGCCGCUUUCCAUCUAAUUUUACAUAACAUAUCGUGAAUCGAGUCAACACGUCCACCAUGGACCGAAGGUAGCCUGCUGGAGAGAUCUUGGCCCCGAUUCAAUCACAGAAGGUCGAUGAAAGCCUGUCUAAACUCCGUGCGCUCAUGUUGGAUACAUCAAGAUUGGUUUUGAAGCACGAAAAAUUACGUUGAGGACCUCAUCAAAGCGUCCGCUGAACGGCGGCGAACGGAGACAAUAGCUCGCAGCAGUGGUUAAGGCUUCGCCUGGUCUGCGAAAAAAUCGGCUAUGAGGGUGAUGACAGCCCUUGUCUGCAUUGUCUUUCGAGUUCUGCUCGUUGCGACCCUCCACUCGCCCUAACCUAGCCUUCGGUUCCCGGUGCCCGUUGUAAAGAACCAAGGCAGCGUUGCUUUAGUUCGGCUCGGAAGUUGAACCGAACCUGAAGGCCGGCUCUCAGGGACAGCUUGAACCUAAACGGACUUCAAGUCCGGUUCUAGGUCAGAGGCGAGGGAAUUUUUCUUGAACCUCCCUGAACCGGUACGAACCAUGUAUGAACCUGAACAUUUUUCUGUGCGAAUCGAUCUAAAAAUAUAGAGACAGAAGUGAAAUUAAAGAUACCAUCAUCGCGAAGACCAGAAAUCUGACUUGGAUACGAUAUCUUCUUGGCCACCUGGACAACCCUGAUAAUCUAUGACCCCAUCUAGCAAUAGUAUUCUUUUUCUCCUGGGUUUCACUAUCAGGGUCACCGUCCUGCACGCACAUCCACGGCGCUCCGAAAGCGCCGAGCUCUACGACUCUACGCGUAUUGUUCGUGAGACAGUCCUUCCGUUCUUUCUGGGCCGGUGCCGCCAGUAUCGCGUCGAUUUGUGCUUCCGAGUAAAGGUGCAAUUUGUCCAACACGCCUCGAACGACGUCGGGUUUCGAGAUAUCGGCAUGCGGAAGCACCCAGAGCGAGCGGAAGAACGACAGCAAGG
Mycena citricolor is the source of this 1314-nucleotide messenger RNA. The record is from the annotation of a GenBank genome assembly. NCBI's taxonomy places the organism in Eukaryota, Fungi, Basidiomycota, Agaricomycetes, Agaricales, Mycenaceae.